CGACAAGCCCGAGGCCGCAGACGACGCGGCCGGCCCGGCACAGUCCGAUCCGCAGGCCGAAGGAGCCGAGGCGUCGCAGAGCGUGCCAGCAGACACGCCGAUUACCCUGACGGGCGCGACUGCUGCCCGAGCGGCCUCCGUGUCCUCUCGCCAGGGCCGCGAGGACCUGCCCCAGCGGAACCUGCGGCAGCGCAAGAAGAAGGACGGGGAAGGGGGGAGGAGGCGGAGGAACCACGGGCCUCGGCAGGCGCGACGGCCGUCAGCGCUGGCAAGCCCCUCAACCACGGCGCGGGGCCCAUGCCGGAGGGCAUCUUCUCUGUUGUUCGGUGGGGCCACAAGGAGCCAUUGAAGGCCAGGCAGGAGGCAGCCGACGCGGUGCAGUUCGACCUGCUCUUGAUCCUUACCAAGCCGGUCAUCCCUCUCUUCAUGCUCAUCUCCGUGGGCCAGGUCAUGAACGGCUUCAUAUCCUCCAUUUUCAUCGGGCACGCCUUGCGCAAGUGGGUGCCCAAGAUGACAUACGAGGCCCACCACCUGCUGUGCUGUUUCUUCGGAGUCGUCCACACGUUUCUGGGUGUCUCGGCGCAGCAAGUCGAGGAGUUUUCAAACCGAGAUGACCGGCAGAUUCUCCAUUUGGCGUGGUCGUGGUCAUUGAAGGACGUGAUGUCGGUGAUGCACAUGUGCUUGCUGGGAGCAACUGUGACAGCCACAGCUGCUCUGGGCAACGAGCCAUCAUUCGCCACGUCCUUUGCAGCGGGUAUCGCGCUCCGGAUCGCGAUGGCGCAGGACUCCUUCCGCGGGCUGCGGGCGACAUCGCUUGCUGGUUCAUGGGUGGAGGCCCGCUUGCUCGAUUUGGGCGUCAAGCUGGAGUCCGCCGAGGAAGUCGUUACGUAUAGUGGAUAUGGGAUCGGCGAUUGCGGAGGGGGUCCAUUCCGGAUGCUCUUCGGCGACGACAUCGCUGGGUACGCUGCUUUCGCCCUCAAGGCCUGGCUCAUGGCGAUGCCGUUGCUCUCCACUCUGCAGUGGGCGCACAGGGCGUACCGAGCCCACUGCAUGUAUCGAGAGAAGCGGAAGUUUUGGAAGCUGUGGCGCGGCGGGCAGCGCGCCUUGCUCUGCAUCCUUGGCGCCCUGCAGUGCUGCUUGCUCGGCGCCGCGGAGCUCAACGCGACGAACGGCGCGCUGGCGAACUUCUGGGUGGCCAUGCUCAUAGGGGCGGUGGGGGAGUCGCUGAUGAGCACGUUCGACAUCCGGGGUCCCGUCCGGCAGGUCCUCUUCGUGGUGCUGUUCAUCGUCAUCUGAGCGGUCAGGAGGCUCACCGUCGAGAUUUGUAUAGCAUCAGUCCCUGGUCCCCCCCCAUGACCUACCUCCUCGCCCUGCACUGCCGCCGCUGCUCCUCCUCUCUCCAUCCGCCAUCCCUGCCCCCCUCCAUGGUUCGCAUGUGGCCCCCUAGCCUCCCUCCCCCGCGCGGGCGGACGCCGUGGGCGCGCGCUCUGCCGCGAGCCGAGAGGCCGCCGGGGCCACCACUUGCCUCACGGCUCUGCAGGGGGCCACGCGCCGUGCAGGGAAGGGGGGAGGAACUCGAAGGAGGAGCGGCCGCGGCGCGGGGCGCACCCCGCGGCAGGCCUGGCGCUCGGGACGAGCCUUGGCGUCCCGUGCUCCGGGACUCUAUAAUCAACUUUUUCCCCCGGGGCGACGCGGCGUGCCCCUGCUGCGGCGAGGCGAGCACGUGCUGCUGGCGUCAUCGUUCCACCGGCCCCUGUCCCAAUCCCCAUCCCCAUCCCCAUCCCCA
Molecule: messenger RNA, 1786 nt
Organism: Prorocentrum cordatum
Lineage: Eukaryota; Dinophyceae; Prorocentrales; Prorocentraceae
Source: the annotation of a GenBank genome assembly